AUGAAUGAGUUUAAUAAUUCUUUUCUGUAAAUUUUCAGCUUUUUUGUUACCUACUUGUAUAAAAUGAUCUGAAACAUAGAGGACCUCAAAACCAUGGUCCUGUCUGUGAUAACACGAACUGCUUCUCUAAUAGGCCUGCUGACUAGUAUAUAUGGGUAUAGUUUAUCCUACAAUCUACAACCAAUCUAUUCACAACUCUAUAGAGGAAUACCGGGUCAGAGCCAAAUUUACAAUAAUAAUAAUAAUAUAAAGUAUUAUCCCAGUCACCCUAAUUUCAACAGGUCUCAUGUAUCUCCUGUACCAACUAGAAGAAGUGGAAACACUGUAAUUUUCCCAUCUUAUCUUUCAUCCAGCUAUAUUCAAUCCAGUCCCUCCUCUAACCAUUACCAACCUUACUUAUCUUCUUUAAAUCCUUCAUCAAACCAGAUUCAAUCCUUUUCAAGUUCAUCUAAUCCUUCAGUCUAUUCCAGUUCAUCUAAUCCUUCAGUCUAUUCCAGUUCAUCUAAUCCUUCAGUCUAUUCCAGUUCAUAUAAUCCUUCAUCUAAUCCCAGACCUAAUGCUCCUACCUCUAGUCAUAUUCAAUCCUACUCCAAUUCCUCUUCUCUGUCCUACAACCAAAUCCAAUCCUACAACAGCAAAUCUGUCACUUCUCCCUCCCUCUACUCCAACCCUAACUCCAGUCUACUCCAGAAGCAUCAAUACUCCUCUCCCCUGGUUCAACCUACACCUGGAGAACCUGCGUCCCCGAACCUUGAACCUUCAUUCUCCCCCUCUCCUGCUAGAAACGGUGAACCUAUCAAUGCAAAAACUAGUCUAUCAACCUCAAAACUAGGUUCUCUAAUCCUAAACGAAACUGAAAUUGAUGAAUUUAGUGAAACUUUAGACGAGCUGGCUGACAGCCGGGAUCAGAUCAAAAAUAUCUUCGGUCGGAGAAAUAAUAAAUUGUUAAAAACCAUCUCGGAACAGGAUGAAUUGAAACAUAAUGAACUAGACGAACUAAAUGAUCUUGAAACCGAGUUCGGUGAAAAUGAGGAGGAUAAUGAUGACUUGAAUGACAAGAUCAUUGAUCAAGAACCUGGAGAUAACGAAGAUGACCCCGAGACCAUAAACGAUCUAAUAGAGGGAGAUAUAGCGAUGCCUUCGGGAAAUUCCCGACUAUCAAUCAACUUUGAGAUCUCUCCCGCUAAAAAGUGGCCGAAUAAUACCAUACCCUACCUUAUCAGUUCAGUACACUCUGCCAGCGAAAUACGAGUUAUUGAGAGUGCGAUGCAAACUAUAGCAUUUGUUAGUUGUAUCAGAUUUCGGGUUUGGGAUGGAAAAGAGAAGGAUUAUCUAUUCUUCCAUCCUGAUAAGAAAAUGCUCGGUCUUAAGUCAUUGAUUUUGAUCCAUUUUGAGGUUUCACUUGAGCAACCGAAAAAGAAUUCCUGUUCAUGUUUCUGCUCUGCAGGAAGAGCUUUACACGAAAUAAUGCACACUCUCGGGUUCUACCAUGAACACUCCAGAUCAGACAGAGAUAAUUAUAUCAAAAUCAUUUCCAAUAAUGUUCGGAAAGGGAAACUAGCUAAUUUUGUAACCAAGACUGAUGACGAUACAACUAGAAAUUUUGAAUAUGAUUAUGAAUCAAUAAUGCACUAUGGUCCAUACUUCUUCAGUAAAAACAAGCAAGGACGAGUAGCGACAAUUAUACCAAUCAAGAAAGGAGUAAAUAUAGGUCAAAGAGAAAUGUUAAGUAGGGUUGACUGUAUGAAGGUGAAUUCAUUAUACAACUGCUUAUCCGAGGAAGACUCCCUGAAAAACAAGAAAAUUCAAAUAUUGUGUGCCAUGGUCGGAUUCUAGAUAAUAUUCAAUAUAUUUAUUUGUAAAUAAAGCUAUGAAUUUUGUUUCUUAAAAUGAUAGAAUCUAAC
This is a messenger RNA of Eurytemora carolleeae, 1904 nucleotides long. Its product is annotated as zinc metalloproteinase dpy-31. Gene Ontology annotation, biological process: proteolysis. Bases 94 to 1836 code for a protein of 580 amino acids. The record is from RefSeq and is a predicted model, not a curated record. NCBI's taxonomy places the organism in Eukaryota, Metazoa, Arthropoda, Copepoda, Calanoida, Temoridae. The transcript is spliced from 17 exons. Gene Ontology annotation, molecular function: zinc ion binding; metalloendopeptidase activity.